Messenger RNA from Anarrhichthys ocellatus (wolf-eel), 2319 nucleotides. RefSeq names its product occludin-like. Lineage: Eukaryota; Metazoa; Chordata; Actinopteri; Perciformes; Anarhichadidae. Gene Ontology annotation, biological process: bicellular tight junction assembly. Gene Ontology annotation, cellular component: bicellular tight junction; apical plasma membrane; cytoplasmic vesicle. The record is from RefSeq and is a predicted model, not a curated record. Bases 235 to 1707 code for a protein of 490 amino acids. The transcript has 10 exons.
GCGCGCCUAGGGUGUGUAGUUUGUGUACAUCACGUCAGCGUACUGUCCUCAUCAGGAUCACACGUUCAUGAUACCAGACGGUCUCAGUUUGUGCUCCAGUAUCUCCGCCCCCCACUGCUGCUGCUGCGUUUCACCACAAACAAACCUGAAGCCAGAAAGCAGCGGCCCUCCUCUUCUCCUCCAACAGACAGCAGCUCACUGCUGAAGCAGGGUGAGCUCCAGUUGGAUUUCAGUAUGCCGAUCAACAAACACAAAUCCUCAGGGCACAAGCCAAGUGGAAGCAAACACCACAAGAGCGGACACAGGCACAGUGAGCUCAAGUCUAACCCAGCCUUUUCCUACUACCAAGGAGUGGAGAUGCUUCACUUCUACCGCUGGACUUCACCACCUGGAGUAAUGAAGAUACUCGGUAUCAUCAUCAUCAUCAUGUGUGUGGCUAUGUUUGCCUGUGUGGCCUCCACACUGGCCUGGGACUACGACAUGAGCCUCAUGGGUUUGGGAGGUGGUGGUAGCUUGGUGCCAGGUUAUGGCGGCUCAUCCGGUGGCUUGUACGGUGGCUCAUACGGUGGCUCAUACGGUGGCUCUUAUGGCGGCAGUUAUGGGAACACGUAUGGAGGCGGCUCUGGCGGCGGCAGUGCUGGCUCCUAUGGCUAUGGAGGAUCACAAAUGAGUCCCGCAGCCGGCAAAGGCUUCAUCAUCGCCAUCUCGGCCCUGACCUUCAUAGCUGUGCUCAUCAUAUUUGUGUUGGUUGUUUCGAGGCACAAUACUUCCCGCUCACCAAAGUUCUACCUAGCAACCAUCAUCAUCUGUGCCAUCCUGGCAUUUCUAAUGGUCAUCGCUACUAUCGUGUACCUGGUGUCGGUGAACCCAACAGCCCAGUCUACAGGGUCUAUCCAGUACAGCCAGGUCCAGCAACUGUGUGCCCAGUAUCAGACCCAGAGCCAGGCCCAGGGCAUCUUCCUCAACCAGUACCUCUACCACUACUGUGUGGUGGAGCCCCAAGAGGCCAUAGCGAUCGUCCUGGGCUUCCUGGUGUUUCUGGCCCUCAUCAUCAUGCUGGUGUUUGCAGUCAAGACUCGCACCAAGAUCAGGCGCUGGGGCCAGGACCGCAUACUCUGGGAGGAAGUGAAGGUUGUCAAUAAUGGUCUCCACAACAGCGUCGGGGAGUGGGUGACCAAUGUGUCUGGUGACCCAGAGUCGCUGGUGAAAGACGCUAAUCCCAUAGUGAGAGGGUCCAGAGACUAUGUGGACAAGCUGGACCACAACAGGCCUCUUUACCUGCCAGGAGACUCAGACAUCAGCAGCUCUGUGGGAGGCCUGCAGCCCAGGCUGAAGGACUACGACCCUGCUGUAGAGUCUGGAGAUGACCUGGAGGAGGAGGAGGACUUCUAUGUUUUGUUUCCUUCCAUCGUGGAUGAGCAAGAGCGUCUGAACUACAAGCGUGAAUUUGACCAGGAGCACCAGGAGUACAAGAGCCUGCAGGCUGAGCUGGACAGCAUAAACCAGGACCUGGCUGACCUGGGUAGAGACCUGGACCAGCACCGCGAGGGCAGUCCACAGUUCCUGGAUGCCAUGGACGAACACACCAGACUGAAUAAUCUCAAGAAGUCCCCAAACUACCAGAUUAAGAAGAAGAGGUGUAAAUAUCUCCGCUCCAAACUGUCACACAUCAAAAGAAAGAUCAGCGAAUACGACCGCCGGCCAUGAACCUCCACCUCUGACCCCAGCGUGCACGGAAAGAGACUCAUUUGUCUUUCGGUACUUUUUGUUCUUAUUAUGGACCUUUGUCGUUGUGGGUGUUACGAGGAACGGCCCAAGUGUAAAUAAAUGAGGGCUUGGUCCCCUGAAGGUUGUCUUCUAAUGUGAUGAAUUUCAUUUCUGAUUCUUAUUCAAAAGCAAAUGAACAAAUCUUUCCACCUCAUCAAUAUAUAUUUACUCCACACAUGUUCAACUAAUGUAAUUCAUGCUUGUUGGACUGUUUUCCUGAACUGAUGAAUGCAUCGUGGUUUGGUGUGCGAUUAAGUUAUAUCUGUUUGUUAUACGUAAGCAGGAAUGUAAGAUUUCAAUAAAGAAAAGUUAGUUAUUAAUAAGCUCAUUGCAUUACUGUGUUUGAUAUAACAUCUUAACAUGGGUUCCACCUCAUGGUAACUGUGCUGGUAUUAUACUAGUAGUACUAGUAGUAGAAGGGGUAAUGUAAUCAAUACAAGUUGACCGAGGGCGGGCAGAGGAGCACACACAUGUGGGAAGGUUCCAGGACAAGAGGAUGUCAAAUGUGUACAUAUUGUAAAGCCCUCUGAGGAUAAUCUGUAAUUUGUGAUU